This is a messenger RNA of Psilocybe cubensis, 2007 nucleotides long. RefSeq lists its product as uncharacterized. NCBI's taxonomy places the organism in Eukaryota, Fungi, Basidiomycota, Agaricomycetes, Agaricales, Agrocybaceae. The transcript has 8 exons. Gene Ontology annotation, biological process: positive regulation of transcription by RNA polymerase II. Gene Ontology annotation, cellular component: nucleus. The coding region runs from base 1 to 2007 and encodes 668 amino acids. The record is from RefSeq and is a predicted model, not a curated record. Gene Ontology annotation, molecular function: transcription cis-regulatory region binding; DNA-binding transcription factor activity, RNA polymerase II-specific; zinc ion binding.
AUGGCAUACCAAAGCCACACCCCUUCUCCAGCUGGGACCCCUUCUCCCUCCUCUUCCACCAGUGUGUCGCCCUACAUCAACCCCUCACCCCUCGACAUGGUCGCGAAUGAUGACCACGACUCCUCCUACAGUGCCCAAGGAACACCCAAUCACUCUACCACCAAUCUCCCCCGCACUCUUAAUGCAGGCAAAGGAGGAUGCUGGACAUGCCGCGUUAGACGGAAGAAAUGCGACGAGCAGCGCGAAGGUGACUCCUGCCGGACAUGCAAGCGUUUGACAAUUAAAUGUUUGGGUUGGGGGGCCAAACGUCCUGAUUGGAUGCGGGACAAGAAGAACGUCGAUGCCUACAAGGCCAGCAUCAAAGCACAACUAUCCAGGGCAGGUCUCAUUCGUGGACAACCUCGACACAACCCUAUGCAAGUCCCAUCACAUCGCGCAGUCCAGCAGCAGCAGCGACAACAAGUUCGACAAACGACUGUAAACAGUCACACUGGUUCAGUCAAUGUCACUCGAACGAACUUUGAGUCAUUCCACCAUCCUCUGGAUACUUCUUUCAACGCACAGCACGGCCCCCACCUGAUGUCCGGGAUGACCGGAGCUCCUUCCUCUUUCGAUGACCACAUCAGCCGACAAUUCGACACCUACGACCCUACAUUCUUCCAGCAAACAGCGUUAUUCAAUCCGUCGCUAGGUGGAGAGAACACAGACUUCGGACUGUUGUCAACACAGACCGCAAAUGACGUCCUGUUUCAAGACCCGACUACGAUGCCGGCGUACAAUUCUCCUGCUAAUCAGACCGCAGUCCAGGAAGAGCUCGUGAUGCACUACUUCAGCAAUGUCCAAAAAGCCCAACCGUUUUUCGCUGGUGAAGCCCUAACAGAUAUUACGUAUUCGGCAAUCCUCGAGGAGCCCAGAGGGGCCGUAACAUUUGCUAUCUGUGCACUGGCUGAGCUGCACUUGAAGCAGAUGAGGGUAUCGCAAGGGCUUGAGCCUAUCAACGCAGCUGCGGAAACCUCCACCAACUAUCUUCGAAAUGAGGCGGUACUUCAGCUCGAUAAUAACAAAAACACUCACGGCUGUUGGUCCGAGAAGGACGCCAUCGCAGCCCUGCAUCUCGUCAGCCUGUCCCAACUCUCCGGAGGUGCUAGUGAUUGGGAAUCGCCUUUCACGAUCCUGUGCCAAUGGCUUCACCAAACCAACCUCCACCUCGCAGAAAACCCUUGGUUGACGUUCCUCAGCCUCACUGCCUCCGUCCAGCAUCUGGUCAAGGCCACUUUGUGGCUCGAUGUUUUCUCCAGCAUGUCGACUCUUCGACCACCAAAAUUUUUGCCAUUGUGGCAGAAGCUCUUGGGGGAGAAGAACUUCUACGACCUCGACCUGCCGCGGAGCAUGCACAUGGAGGCGCUCACAGGCUGCCCGGACGAGGCAUUGCUGGCGAUUGCCGAAAUUUCCGCCCUUGCUCACUGGAAGACCUCCCAGAUACGCAAUGGCUGUCUAAGCUAUCCUGAUCUCAUUCGUCGGGGCACUGUCAUCGAGCAGCAGCUUCGCCGACAGACGGAGCAAUCCGUUGCCACCGAUGGUGUUCAAACAGGGCUUGGUUCUGCCAACGCUACACAUCCCUCGGUUGAAGAGCGGUCUUUGAUCGCAAAUAUCUUCCGCGAAGCCGCAGACCUCUAUCUGCAUUCUGUUCUCAGCAAUUCAACGCCUGGCGUACCCGAAAUAGGAUCGUGUGUCACCACGAUUGUUCGACUGUUCACUCAGCUGCCCGCCAGUGAAGUUGAUCGUACCCUGGUUUUCCCAAUCUGCCUCGCAGGUUGUAUGACUAAUGAUUCCACGGUGCGGGACUUCUUCAAAGGCCGCCUUCGUCUGUUGAACGAGAGUUAUGGCAAUCUGCUCCAAACUCGUCGACUGAUGGAGGCCGUCUGGCAGAAACGAGAUAUCGGUGGCAAAGAAGUAGAUUUCCGCGAAACAAUACGAGAACAAGGAUUGAAAUUGCUCCUUAUUUGA